AGAUUUUUUUAAAAUUUUGAGAAUCUGAAGAUUCGAAGAACUUCCGAUAAUCAGUGAAGGCUAGGGUUGAAUCUUAUCAUCAAUCUUCUCCUUCGGCUGCGCGAUUGAGCAAUCUUGUCUGAGAAAUUAUGGCAACGCUAAACCUCGUCUCCUUUCCCAAACCCCUAAUUUCAAUCCCUAAACCAAAAAGCCCUAAUUUUCCAUUUCCGUCGUCCUCCCAGUUAUUCCUCCGCUGCGCUCCUCGGCAUCCGAUUAAAUCAAGAACUGGUGAUGUUCCGGCCGUCGGAGCGUUGACCGAUGGGGAUUACUCUUCGAGGAGGAGCAGCAGCAGCGGCGGUGAGGAAAGGGAAACGAUAAUGCUACCCGGCUGUGACUACAACCACUGGCUAAUUGUGAUGGAGUUUCCCAAAGAUCCUUCACCCACCAGGGAGCAAAUGAUCGACACCUAUCUCGACACUCUUGCAACUGUUCUUGGCAGCAUGGAAGAGGCAAAGAAGAACAUGUAUGCAUUUAGCACGACGACAUACACCGGUUUUCAAUGCACCGUAUCCGAAGAAACGUCUGAGAAAUUCAAGGGACUACCCGGCGUCCUGUGGGUUUUGCCUGACUCAUACAUCGACGUCAAGAACAAAGAUUACGGAGGAGAUAAGUAUAUCAAUGGAGAGAUAAUUCCUUGCCAAUACCCGACGUACCAGCCGAAGCAGUCGAGAGGUGGCUCGAAACAGAAGAGCAAGGCUUAUGUUAGACGAAGGGACGGCCCUCCUGCUGAAGGAAGACGCCCAAGGCAAGGCGCCGCGCCGGAAUCUGCGUCGUAAUUCGACCAGUUUCGAUGUCGUGUACACCAAACAUGGAAUUGAUGGAUCGAAUUUGAAACUUGCCAUUGAUGAAUUAGUCAGUUUAGUGUUCUACUUUGUUGUUAUUAUUCCCUGUCUGAGCUAUUGUUGUCUUAAUGGUUUGGAAACGGGAAAGGGGGCUGUAGUAAAGGAUUGAGAAAAGUUCAUCUAUUAGUCUAAACCUUUACUUUUU
Molecule: messenger RNA, 1026 nt
Organism: Andrographis paniculata
Lineage: Eukaryota; Viridiplantae; Streptophyta; Magnoliopsida; Lamiales; Acanthaceae
Product: DAG protein, chloroplastic-like
Exons: 4
Coding region: 129-815 (228 amino acids)
Biological process (GO): cytidine to uridine editing; chloroplast RNA modification
Cellular component (GO): chloroplast
Source: RefSeq, a predicted model, not a curated record